CACUUUCCAUUCCCGUGGGAAUUCUCGCAAGUACGAUGUCGCAUGCCAUCAUAUUGUAAGUACACGAAACUUGUGGGACAAGGUUGCUGUGUAUUUCAAGGACUGACGGUGUUUCAAACUUCAAGCAAGAAUGUAGGAGCCACAUAAUAUCGAGAGCACACGUUUCAACUUCACGUUGAUCAAAUCUAAUUGUAUAAUACUUACUAACAACGUAAUUUUUUAUCAGUUCCCGUACUGCGGCGAUUUCGGCGAGGUCGAUUUUACAUAAAUCAGCCAAUGAAACGUUCCAUCGCCAUCAUCGUUAAGCUAGACGACAGAAUGGUGUAGUAUCGUUUACACCUACUAACGCAUCUUCAUGGAGCCUUCAGAGGCUGACGAUCAUGUCCAAGUUGCAGUAGCCUGGAGUCUGCAUUACUUAGCGUGCAUACGCAUGGUGCAGGUUACAUUCUGGACCUAUGAUUAUAUCUGUUUACUCGACGAAGAGUGGACAUACCUGCUUCAGUCGUGCUGGACUAGGGUAAAAGCCCUUUAUAUAAUUGCACGAUAUGGCCCCAUUUUCUCCUUGAUCCUAACCCUAUAUCUCUCCUUCGCCCCGAACGAGGACCUCAAUAAAUGCAGGACGCUAAUCGAAGUUUACUCGUGUUUUGGAAUGAUAUCACUCGCUUGCUCCGAAUGGAUUUUUGCGCUCAGAACUUGUGCGCUUUGGAACAACAAUCGAAUCGUGCUCGUAACCAUACUGGCCACCCUUUUUGUCGUUGCUGCUACAUCCACCGGCCUUCGUUUUACAGCGAUUUCUUCCUCAUAUGUCAUGACUAGCGCGAUCCCAGGCAUUACUGGCUGUUACACGGGCUCGGGCGAUAUAUGGUACUUCGUGUCGUUGGUUCCUUUGCUUGUUUUUCAACUGGGAUUGGUCUCCCUUUCACUCAUACAUGCCGUACAGAACUGUCGGACAGACAAGGGGAAUCUGUACGUCAUCAUGGUGAAGCAUAACAUAUUCUACUAUGCAUGUGGUGUCUUUCUUUCGGCCACGAAUAUCCUCGUACCAAUGCUGUUUUCCGAUGCCUCACAUCGCUCCUUUGAAGAUUUGGAGGUCUCUAUCCUUGCGAUCCUCGCCACUCGCAUGCACCUCCAUUUCUGGCAUAGUGACCAGCGCAUGCGCAGCUCUGGUUUGCCGAUAAUGCUACCAAGUACUUACAUGCUUGUCGGAUUGGAAUCCGAGGCGGCUGAGGCAAGCAUUUUGAGGCUUUAACCCUCGAGUCAGGAACAUGAUAGGUCAGGAUAUAUCCAUAUUGAUCGAGACCGCUGUAGUAGUAGAGUUGUCUGGCGCAGGUCCUGGGUCGUAGUCAGUAGUCCUACGCUGUUGUUACAGCCAGUCCUCGAUGGAUAGAGCCGCAGUCUCCAGUUUCUUGUAUUUCCCUUGCAGUCCCUGCCCGUUGCACCAGGAGUGACGAGAGUCAAUCAAAACUUUGCUACUUGCGUGUACAUACAGGAUUGA
Suillus bovinus is the source of this 1495-nucleotide messenger RNA. RefSeq lists its product as uncharacterized. NCBI's taxonomy places the organism in Eukaryota, Fungi, Basidiomycota, Agaricomycetes, Boletales, Suillaceae. The record is from RefSeq and is a predicted model, not a curated record. The coding region runs from base 356 to 1249 and encodes 297 amino acids. The transcript is spliced from 16 exons.